UGUGGUCGCCAUAUAGUGAACCUCCCAGGGUUUGGAAAGAUUGUUGGGGGAAAGCUAGCUCCAGCUGGAUCCUUCCCCUGGCAGGUGUUGCUGAGCGCUAAUGGUAGAGGUGGAGGGAUAGUGAUCGGGGACCGCUGGAUCAUGACUGCAGCACAUGUCCUGAAUGGAAAUACCAGUGAUGAAGUUAGGGUGAGGUGAGUGUGUUAAAGAAAAUAGAAGCAUGGGUCAUCUUUUUGACUUGGCUGCUCAUCUGGGUCUGUGCUUGAUAUUAGAGGUUUUCACAGGUCCAAAAAGUUGGACCCGUUAUGAAAUGGACCUGGGGCUUUCCCACCCAGACCUAAUCAAUUUUUAUUUAUUUAUAUAGAGACCCAUUCCAAACGGACCUGAGUACAACCGUAUAGACCUAUUUUUUUAUCUACUUUAUUAACCGGAGCUGAUAAAGCGUGAGGGGGGAGAGAGAGGUGCCACUCUAGCAGGCGGGGGAGGGUCUGUACUGUGAGCGAGUGACACUGGGAGCAGGGAGUUAGAGACAAGAGACAGCAACUAACCAAGCUGCAAUAGCUAGGUUAUUUAUCAUCAAAUAUGAUUACGUAGUACCUGUCUUGACUGCAUCAAACCGGGAGAAUCAAGUUAAGCUAGCUAACGUUAGCUAGCUAGGCUAAUUGAAGCUGCAGUGCAAAUAACAACAACUCCAUUCAGAAUAUUAAGUAGCAGCCUACCUGUUGGCUCUUGGUCGUUGUAGCCUAUCCUUCUCCUUUAACUUUUAAUUAUGUCUAAUUAUAUUUAAUUCCAUCUUCCAUUGAUUAGAUAUCUCCUAACUUUUGCCACACACAGAGGCUCUAUGACUGUAGCCUAUUGACACUUUAAAGACUUUGGAUUGGCCAAGAACAAGCUACACGCGCCACGCUCCACUCUUGUGAAAAGCAAGAGCAGCAGUGUAAAUUAAAAAAUGUCUCUCUCUCUACUGCAGUAGUCACAUUCGUAUAUGUACAGGUCCUUCCGGACAAGUCAGUUAAAAUUACACAUACCUGAGACCCGUGACAAUCAUAUCAUAUCAGAUCCGACCCAGACCCGUACACUAGUGGAGGCUCCUUAGAGGAGGAAGGGGAGGACCAUCUUCUUCAGUGAUUUUCAGAAGGAAAAAAAAGGAAAACUAUACUAAAUAUAAUCACGUCACCAAAUAACUGAUUAAAACAUACUAUUUUGCAAUGAAGGUCUACAGUAGCCUCAACAGCACUCUGUAGGGUAGCACCAUGGUGUAGCCGGAGGACAGCUAGCUUCCGUCCUCCUCUGGGUACAUUGACUUCAAUACAAAACCCAGGAGGCUCAUGGUUCUCACCCCCUUCCAUAGACUUACACAGUAAUUAUGACAUCUUCCGGAGGAUGUCCUCCAACCUAUCAGAGCUCUUGCAGCAUGAACUGACAUGUUGUCCACCCAAUCAAAGGAUCAGAGAAUGAAUCUAGUACUGAAAGCAUAAGAUACAGCUAGCUAGCACUGCAGUGCAUAAAAUGUGGUGAGUAGUUGACUCAAAGAGGGAGAAAGACAAUAGUUGAACAGUUUUUAACAAAUUAAUUUCUUCCAAAAUGAAGGAGAAGCAAGAGAGAAAGAGAGAGAUUUCAUUUUUUUUUUAACCUUCACUUACUUAGCUUGCAAAUGCAGCUAGCUAGUUUAGCCUACUCAAACACCCUGCUCAAACAGAUGGAUGCUGUGUUAGCCAGCUGGCUCUGACUAUCCAACACAACACUAGAACUCUUCAAAGUCAAGGUAAGCUUUUGGUUUUACAUAUUUAUUGCCACCUGGGCCCACCAGUGUAAGUGUUAAACUGCUUACUGACUUUACACUGCAACAUUACUGCAUUAUUGUAGCAGGUUUAGUAACUUGUUAGUUCUAUUAGCUAUAUUGACUAUGAUGUUACAUUAGCUAAUAUGGUGACAACGAUGUAGGCUGUGUGUAGCAGUUAUGAUAUGGUUUGGCUUGGAAAGCUAAUGUGUUGAGUUGUGCUGCCUUUGAUACUGUGAACCAUCAGAUCCUCCUCUCCACCCUCUCCGAGCUGGGCAUCUCCGGCGCGGCUCACUCUUGGAUUGCGUCCUACCUGACCGGUCGCUCCUACCAAGUGGCGUGGCGAGAAUCUGUCUCCGCACCACGUGCUCUCACCACUGGUGUCCCCCAGGCCCUCUCCUAUUCUCGCUAUACACCAAGUCACUUGGCUCUGUCAUAUCCUCACAUGGCCUCUCCUAUCAUUGCUAUGCAGACGACACACAACUAAUCUUCUCCUUUCCCCCUUCUGAUAACCAGGUGGCAAAUCACAUCUCUGCAUGUCUGGCAGACAUAUCAGUGUGGAUGACGGAUCACCACCUCAAGCUGAACCUUGACAAGACGGAGCUGCUCUUCCUCCCGGGGAAGGACUGCCCGUUCCAUGAUCUCGCCAUCACGGUUGACAACUCCGUUGUGUCCUCCUCCCAGAGUGCGAAGAGCCUUGGCGUGACCCUGGACAACACCCUGUCGUUCUCCGCUAACAUCAAGGCGGUGACCCGAUCCUGUAGGUUCAUGCUCUACAACAAUCGGAGAGUACGACCCUGCCUUACACAGGAAGCGGCACAGGUCCUAAUCCAGGCACUUGUCAUCUCCCGUCUGGAUUACUGCAACUCGCUGUUGGCUGGGCUCCCUGCCUGUGCCAUUAAACCCCUACAACUCAUCCAGAAUGCCGCAGCCCAUCUGGUGUUCAACCUUCCCAAGUUCUCUCACGUCACCCCGCUCCUCCGCACACUCCACUGGCUUCCAGUUGAAGCUUGCAUCUGCUACAAGACCAUGGUGCUUGCCUACGGAGCUGUGAGGGGAACAGCACCUCCGUACCUUCAGGCUCUGAUCAGUCCCUUCACCCAAACGAGGGCAUUGCGUUCAUCCACCUCUGGCCUGCUGGCCCCCCUACCUCUGCGGAAGCACAGUUCCCGCUCAGCCCAGUCAAAACUGUUCGCUGCUCUGGCACCCCAAUGGUGGAACAAGCUCCCUCACGACGCCAGGACAGCGGAGUCACUCACCACCUUCCGGAAACACUUGAAACCCCACCUCUUUAAGGAAUACCUGGGAUAGGAUAAAGUAAUCCUUCUACCCCCCUUACCCCACCCCCCCCCCCCAAAAAAAAUACAUAUUGUAAAGUGGUUGUCCCACUGGCUAUAAGGUGAAUGCACCAAUUUGUAAGUCACUCUGGAUAAGAGCGUCUGCUAAAUGACGUAAAUGUAAAAAUGUAAAUGUUGUGCACUGACGUCCACAAGCGACGAAGGGAAAAGAUGAGAGGAGGAGAGCGCAUAGAUGCGAGAAGGAAUACAACGUGGCAGUUAUGAAAAGGUUGUAUUUAUUCCGCUGUUGAAAGACGUUUCUUAAACAGAAAAAAAUUGGAUAAACAUAUCUGAAUUUGUCCAAUAGAAACUCUUGUUUGCAACUGCUGGACUAAUGAUUACACCCUAUAUCAGCUAGAUGCAGGCAAGAGUGUGCAAGGCGGUAUUGAAUGUGUCACUGUCUGUCCAUGUGUCACAUCACAUUUUUAUCUCGACCUGUGUACACGUACGUUGUAAACUUUCAUUCAUAGGCUAGGUUGUAGCAAGGGGCUCCUGAAUGGUGCAGCGGUCUAAGGCACUGCAUCUCAGAGCUAGAGGCGUCUCUACAGACCCUGGUUUGAUUCCAGGCUGUAUCACAAUCCGGACGUGAUUGGGAGUCCCAUAGGGCGGCGCACAAUUGGCCCAGCGUCGUCUGGGUUUGGUCGGGGUAGGCCGUCAUUGUAAAUAAGAAUUUGUUCUUAACUGACUUGCCUAGUUAAAUAAAAAUUUUUAAAAACUCAAGAUGGGUAUAGGGAAAAUUAGAGUAUGAUGUAGUAGCCUAAACCUAUGGCUGUUCCAUUGAACUGGGUGAAUGGAAUAUGAAUGACAGUCAUCCAAUAUGCUGUAAUAGAAAUAAGGCCAUGCUCAUGAAAAAUAAAUUAGUCCUCCCUCACCUUAAACGGCACUGACCGCCACUGACACACACUAUUUAGAGAUCCGGACCCGCUCGUCUGACUGCUAUUUAGGGAGAGUUAGAAAAUGACUGUCUGACUGCUGAUUAGGGACAGAUAAUUACUGGGGGGGGGGGGGGGUUGGUCCAACUCCAGGUGUCAUAAAAAAAAGCAUCCCCCCCCCCCCAUUGAAUAAACUCAAAAUAAUGUUUAUGACCACAAUUAUCAAAACUGUAUUUAUAAACGUGGAUAUUGACUUUUCCACUUCAGCUCGGUUUCAGAUCUGGACAGAGAAACCAUUUAAAUAAACAAUUUUCUGCCUUUUAAAAUAAUUGACAGGUGGCAGCAUUGACUGAUUACAUCAAUAUGUGUCUUGCAAGAAAUAAAUUAAUAAUAUUUUUGAAAGAAUAUCUGUGAAAUACACUGAACAGAAAUUUAAACGCAACAUGUUUCAUGAGCUGAAAUAAAAGAUCCCAGAAAUUUUCCAUACGCACAAAAAGUGUAUUUCUCUCAAAUGUGUGCACACAUUUGUUUACAUUGCUGUUAGUGAGCAUUUCUCCAUUGCCAAGAUAAUCCAUCCACCUGACAGGUGUGGCAUAUCCAAAAGCUGAUUAAAAAGCAUGAUAAUUGCACAGGUGCACCUUGUGCUGGGGACAAUAAAGGCCACUCUAAAAUGUGCAGUUUUGUCACAACACAAUGCCACAGAUGUCUCAAGUUGGCAUGCUGACUGCAGGAAUGUCCACCAGAGCUGUUGCCAGAGAAUUUAAUAUUAAUUGCUCUACCAUAAGCUGCCUCCAACGUCGUUUUAGAAAAUUUGGCAGUACGUCCAACCGGCCUCAAAACUGCAGACCUCGUGUAUGGCGUUGUGUGGGCGAGCGGUUUGCUGAUGUCAGCGUUGUGAACAGAGUGCCCCAUGGUCGUGGUGGGGAUAUGGUAUGGGCAGAGAUAAGCUACGUACAAUGAACAUAAUUGUAUUUUAUCGAUGGCAAUUUGAAUGCACAGAAAUACCGUGACAAGAUCCUGAGGCCCAUUUUGAGGCCCAUUUCUUUUAAGGUAUCUGUGACCAACAGAUGCAUAUCUGUAUUCCCAGUCAUGUGACAUCCAUAGAUUAGGGCCUAAUUUAUUUAUUUCAAUUGACUGAUUUCAUUAUAUGAACUGUAACUCAGUGAAAUCUUUGAAAUUGUUGCAUGUUGCAUUUAUAUUUUUGUUCAGUAUAAUUUGCAUAAAGGAAGGGACCAAGAAAUCUGGUCACAAUGCAGACACAGUGGACGGAUAACAGACACAUUUUAAUAGCAUGUGUAGACACAUUUCUGGAAAUACGGGCACAAUCAGAAUGUAGACAAGAUCAGGACAAAGAACCCUUGUUAGCACCAGGUGUAAACAUCCCUCCCUACCUUGUACCCAGUAUUGAAGGCUUGGAAUAGCCAUUCGGAUCGGAGAGGAGACAGAGCAUUAAUGACGCCCUCCAGCGAUUUUUUAACUUUUACUGUUGAAAAGCGACAUCCCAAGUAUAAGUACAGUAAAGUACACACACUAAAGGGUAAAAAAAUAUGUUUUGCGCAAAAUAGUGUUUUUUAGACACAACUGCAUACUUCAAGGAGUAGGGCAUUCAAGGAGUUGAUGGGUCUAAUGGGAAUCCGUGAUGUCAUCGGUCUCCCCCCUUGCUUGCGGAACAAUAGAGGAGCAAUAGAGAACAAAAGAGGAAAGGCCACCCCCCCCCACUUGUGCCAUGUCAUGACUUACCUGGACCACCUAUUGAGAUGUGACUUUUGUUAAAUAAAUCAGGUGUUAAAUGAGGUGAAAAGGAUUGUUCCUCAAGCAAGGGGGGAGGCCGAUGACAUCACGACUUCCCAUCAGACCCAUCAACUCCUUGAAUGCCCUACUCCUUGAACUUUGCAGUUGUGUAAAACAUAUAUAAUAUUUUGCCCUUUAGUGUGUGUACUUUAAUGUAUUUAUACUUGAGAUAUCGCUUAUCAACAGUAAAAGUAAAACAAUCGCUGGAGGAUGUCUUUAAGCUUUCCUGAAUAACUGGGCCUGCUGGGAGCAUAUGUGGACACAUUAUUAUAGGAUGACUUGGGAGAAUGAUGAUCCACAACAGACAGCGCAUCUCAGUAUCAGAAGUAUACUGACCUGCUACUGGCCUGCUAAUGUGCCUUUCUAGAUCUUUUAAACUGUUGAGAGUAGACCCACAACUGAUCCAAAUCGAAUGAAUGGAAUGAAACAUUCAAAUCACAGGGCUUUUGCACCUUUUUUCAAAUUAUAUUAUCACUGCAGUUUACAGCCUAGAGUAGAAUUUUGCACUGACUUGAAAACAAUAAUCAAAUGAUUCAUUGCAUUGUGGUGUUGCAGGCUAGUGUAGAUAAUUGUAUCGUUCUUAAGCAAGAUCAAUAUGGAAACUUUUUGAGAUGCUUGUCUCAUGUCUUCAUUGUUCUUUCAUGCGCAAAGGCGCACCUGGCCUCUCCGCUGCCUAUCAGUAAUACUUCCUUGUUCUUGUGGAUUUAUCUUGAAAAUUGGUGCAGCUUUGAAAGAUUUUAUGUGUGGUAUGAUUGCUAGUAAGCAUAUUUCAAAUCUGGACAAACGAUCCACCUACCACGAUUGUCACUAUAAAUAGUGGCGCAGUGGUCUAAGGCACUGCAUCGCAGUGCUAGCUGUGCCACUAGAGAUCCUGGUUCGAAUCCAGGCUCUGUCGUAGCCGGCCGCGACCGGGAGACCCAUGGGUGGCGCAUGGGGGGACCAGUAUGAAAAGAAAUAUAUAUAGAAAAAAAAUGUAUGCACUAACUGUAAGUUGCUCUGGAUAAGAGUGUCUGCUAAAUGGUAUAAAUGUACUAGAGGGUAGUUAGACUGGUAGACUACAGUAUAUUGACCGGUGGUAUAGUUAGCACAUGGAAAAGUGUAGUGCACAAGGGAAGUACCAAAACACCUUUGGUAGGGGAGGCGCAAUGCAAGGUAAUUUGGCUAGGAUGGAAGAAAUUAUACAUUAAAAGGCUGCAUAUAAACCUGGGAAAAAAUGCACUACUCUCCCCUGUGCCCAAUAAAAAACCACACAACCCUCCCCAAAGCAAAAAAACGAAAUUAGACAACCAUCCCCUAUUUUGGACCAACCCCUCACCCCAGUAAUUUCCUAACUGUCCCUUAAAUGUAAUUAAUUUACCCUUUCCAAAGGUAUAUGUUGGAGAAACCAAUGUUUAAAAACUCACCCAGUCUCCACCUCUUGAGGUCGCCUCUCUCCAUCUUCACCCUGAAUACAACAACGUAGAUGAUGUAGAGUAUGACCAUGACAUCGCCCUGAUCCAUCUCCAACACCCAAUCACAUUCAAUGCUCAUGUCAUGCCACUGUGUCUGCCAGCAAAGGACGCUAAAUACCCGACUGGGCGGAAUGGGUAAGCCUAGGUUUUAUGUCUAAAACAGUCAACUACAAAUAUCUGCAUGUUAACAAUUUACUCAAUAUGUGGAUAUUUGCUGAUUUUGUAUUGAUUGUUAAAAUUGUUAAGUUGAACAGCAUCUUAUGUAUAUUCCUUUCUUCUCGCUUUCUCUCUGCUUCAGCUUGGUGUCAGGAUUUGGCACCAUGGAGUUUGAUACAUCUACCAAUAACCUCAUGUAUGUUCCUCUACCUGUGGUGAACCAGACAAUCUGUAGAAAGUCUAUUGAAGGCAGAGAUGAAAGGAAAGGAAUUCCCAGUCUAACAGACAACAUGUUCUGUGCUGGGAAUCCUGAGGGAGGCAAGGACUCCUGUCAGGGGGACAGUGGAGGGGCGUACGUCCUGAAGGAGGGUGAUCAUUUCUGGGCAGCAGGGAUCGUCAGCUGGGGGAUUAACUGUGGAGAGCCUGGAAGAUAUGGGGUCUACUCUCGUGUGGCUAACUACCUAGACUGGAUCAAGAACACUAUAAGGGACGGACAAAGUAUGAGUGAGAAACAACCCACUGGGCACAGAGGUCAAUUCAACGUCUGUUCCACGUUGGUUAAACGUAAUUUCAUUGAAAUGACGUGGAAACAAUGUUGAUUUAACCAGUGUGUGCCCAGUGGGAAGCUCCUGUGGGCAUAUGUUUUCUAUUGUUUUUUGUUCCAAAACGGCAUGUUUCUUUCCUCACUUUAGUUGGAUAUUGCAGAAUACCAGACACUUCUAGUGAUCAGGCCCUUCAACUGGUAGAGCCAAAUCCAAGCACUCUGUUGUUUCAUGACGAGGUCCAGUUCAAGUGUGAAUCCAAAUACUACACAUUGGAGGGAGACGGUGGGCGGAAAUCAUGUUUGUUUUGUUCACCAACUGCCACAACUCACUAGUCUAGUAUUUGACCUUUCCCAUGCUUUCUGUGUCCUUCCUUGCACAAUGUUUCUGACUGCUCAACCUCUGUUUUUACCUCUGUAGUAUCUGACGUUUUCAUAUUGUUGGUUAGAUGAACUUUACUCUACUUUGCUGAAACAUCUGGAAAGUGUUACUAUAGGGGCCCCCUAAAACAGUGGAGAUUCGGAUAUGUGGAGGCCAGGGAUUGGUCUAUUCAAAUCACGCCAUCUUAUGUUACAUGAAGCAUAGGAUAUAUAUACCAUGUUUUAACAAAAGGAGGGAGAGUGAUCAUAUUUGGGAUUGGUUUCGUUGCUCUCCAGAUUCUGCAGAGUCUGUAAAUUGAUGCUGAAAUCUUUUAUAUAUACAUUUACAUUUUAGUCAUUUAGCAGACGCUCUAUAAACCUUUAUAAUCAAGUACAGUGUCAGCGGAUUUCUUAUCAACACAUCAUCGCAGAAUCGUUGUUCACCACCACACCUCUCUUCUGUUCUUUUAGAGAAGUACAUCUGUGAUUCCGAUGGUAUCUGGAGAUCAGUUAAUGGUCUAGAAAAGUUGCCGAAAUGCAUCGCAGGUAUUGAUUGCCAUAAAGUAUAGUUUCAUCUCUGCAGAUGUUGCCCACUAUCUAAGGAUGUUUUUCAGACACUCAUCUGAAUUGUCUAUCUUAUAGUGUGUGGACAGCAGAAACAAGUAGUCUCAGCAUUGGCAGAAAUGUGGGAGGCAGACCAGCGAAGAUGGGAGAGAUACCCUGGCAGCUUCUCUCAAAACAUUCCAAAAGAGGAGGAGCAUCCC
Messenger RNA from Coregonus sp. 'balchen', 9052 nucleotides. The record is from the annotation of a GenBank genome assembly. NCBI's taxonomy places the organism in Eukaryota, Metazoa, Chordata, Actinopteri, Salmoniformes, Salmonidae.